Orussus abietinus is the source of this 1082-nucleotide messenger RNA. RefSeq names its product ER membrane protein complex subunit 10 (gene EMC10). Lineage: Eukaryota; Metazoa; Arthropoda; Insecta; Hymenoptera; Orussidae. The transcript has 4 exons. Gene Ontology annotation, cellular component: EMC complex. Bases 178 to 864 code for a protein of 228 amino acids. The record is from RefSeq and is a predicted model, not a curated record.
UUGAAACGAAGUCUAACCUCAAAGUUGGCGAACGAGGAGCCACUGUGCAAAUGAUUUGAUGUGACGGUGUAUCAAAACAGUCUAUAAAUUAGUAAUCGGAGAAGAAUGUUAAUUGCAAACUAGUAAAUCUUAAAAACAUCGUCAUUCUUUAGAAUCUAAGCCACUCCAUUAAGUAAAAUGAAUUCCCUUGUCACGUACGUUCUUCUCAGUAUAUUUGCGUUAGUAUCAGCGACGGAAUUGGAGUACGAUGGUUGGCUUCAAUUGAGGUUAUGGCAUGCUGUAAACAACGAUCCUGUGCCAAACUUUGAGGAAAGAGGAAAUAUCACGGUAUCCAGUAUACGUAGCCCAGUGUUUGCUGUUAGCCAAUCUAGCUUAAAGCCUUAUGAAAUCGAGCAGCUAAAGGUCCUUGCUGAACAGGAUGGAACAUAUCGGUUAAGGGUGCUGGUUCGAAGUUCUUCCGGGAGCGAGGUCGUUCUACAUAGUUUUGUCCGUGCUUGCCUUCUGCUUGGAUCAAACUUAGAAGACAUUAUAUCUAUAUGGCUCGAUAGUGCAGCUGAGCCGAUAGCUGUAAACCUUUAUUCAUUAGGUCCCUGUUCAUACGAAGAUCCUUUAUCGGAUACAUGGAUCACAAAUGUUAAUGUAAAAUAUACAGAAUCUGGUCCAAUACCAGAUACUGCUUCUUACAUCCAGAAAUUGGAGAGAGAGCGAGAAGCUAGAGAAAGGGGAGAGACCAAAGACAAUCGAUCAUUCCUUGCAAAAUAUUGGAUAUACAUUGUUCCUGCAUUAAUUUUUGUCAUCCUAACAUCGGCAACGAAUCCAGAGGCUGGUGGCGGUGGUGGUGGUGGAAGUGUUCAAAGACAAUGAAUGUUCAUAUUAUUUAAGGACAUUAAUAUUAUACUUGCAAGGCACACAUUGUUGCAACUAAGUAUUUAAAUGUAAGGGGUGCAUUCAUAUUUAUAUGCGUAUGCAUUAAUAUUAAAUGAAGUAAUAUAAUUAAUGAAAGAAGUUACGUAUGGAAUAAAUAAAGAAAAUGUUUACCUGAUUUAUAAGGUAAUAAAGCUUAACGUUUUUAAAUUAAUGAA